AUGGCCGAGACUGUUGCUGAUCUUAUUGCAACUCACGAACCAAAGGGGUUCGUUCCAUUGCCUACACUUGCCGAAGCAACCAAAGAAGCCAAGCCUCGACUCACCAUCGUCGAUCGUCUUCAUACGUUGGCAGUGGCCUGCGUAGAUCCUCGAUGCAGCGUCGAUAAGUUCAUCGACCUGAACCUUAGGGUACCAAACGGUGAAAUGGUCAUGGUCUCCCGCAACGCUGGCGGCCACAUUCGCCACGCGGUCCGGGAUAUCCUCCUCCUGGACGCGAGAUUUGGGAUUGAUGAGCUCGUUAUCGUUCAUCAUACAGAUUGCGGAACGCUGACGUUUACCGACGACUGGAUGCGCGACACUCUAAAAUUGAGAUUAGGCAAGGAUCAUUCGGAGGAGAUUGACCAGAUUUACUGGGGCGGAAACACGGAGUAA
Molecule: messenger RNA, 432 nt
Organism: Trichoderma reesei QM6a
Lineage: Eukaryota; Fungi; Ascomycota; Sordariomycetes; Hypocreales; Hypocreaceae
Exons: 4
Coding region: 1-432 (143 amino acids)
Molecular function (GO): zinc ion binding; carbonate dehydratase activity
Source: RefSeq, a predicted model, not a curated record